Ananas comosus (pineapple) is the source of this 1531-nucleotide messenger RNA. RefSeq names its product GTP-binding protein At2g22870. The transcript has 5 exons. Bases 53 to 1018 code for a protein of 321 amino acids. The record is from RefSeq and is a predicted model, not a curated record. Gene Ontology annotation, molecular function: GTP binding. NCBI's taxonomy places the organism in Eukaryota, Viridiplantae, Streptophyta, Magnoliopsida, Poales, Bromeliaceae.
UCUCUCUCUCUCUCUCUCUCUCUCUCCCCUUCUCUCUCUCACCACAGCCACUAUGCUAAUGCUUCGUUCUCGCUUCAAUCUCCAAACCCUAGCACCACUCCUCACCUCUCCCCGACCCUCCCCCUCCUCCUCUCUCCCCUUCCUCCUCCACCGCCGCCGCCGCCGCAACCUCUCCUUCUCCGCCCUCCGCCCCGACCCUUCCGCCCCCUACGCAGCAGCAGCAGCAGCAGCAGCAGCAACAGCAGCAGCGCCACCCAAAUCGAAGGGGCCGCCGCCGCCGGCGGGGGUGGUGAGGACGGCGCUCUUCGUGCCCCCGGGGGUGCCGCGCGACGCGGGCGCGGCGGAGAUGGUGGUGCUCCCGGGGUCGAACAUCGUGGUGGGGCCGUACGCGGGCGACGCGCGGAUCCGCGAGGUGGAGUUCGCGAAGAGCAGUCCCCGCGCCCGCGACUGCCCGAGGGACGAUCGCCCCGAGUUCGCCGUCAUCGGCCGCUCCAACGUCGGCAAAUCCUCUCUCAUCAACGCCCUCGUCCGCAAGAAGGACGUCGCCCUCACCUCCAAGAAGCCCGGGAAAACACAACUUAUAAAUCAUUUUUUGAUCAACAAAAGUUGGUACAUUGUGGAUCUGCCGGGUUACGGGUUUGCAAAUGCUCCUGAAUCGGCUCGAAUGGACUGGUCUUCAUUUACAAAGGGUUACUUUCUAAACCGCAACACUCUAGUUGGUGUUCUCCUUCUCGUUGACGCCAGUGUUCCACCCCAGCAAAUCGACCUCGAUUGUGCUAAUUGGCUUGGUCGUAACAACAUUGGGUUGACUUUUGUUUUCACGAAGUGUGACAAAGUCAAGAGUGCCAAAGGCAGACGACCGGACGAGAACAUCAAACAUUUCCAGGAUUUGAUAAGUAAAUAUUAUAAGGAUCCUCCCCCGUGGAUUAUGACCAGUAGUGUCACGGGAUUAGGGCGAGAUGAGUUACUUCUCCAUAUGUCGCAGUUAAGGAACUACUGGGAUAACGAAGCAGCUUAAAAAGCUACAUAUAUCGCCAAAGUUUUGUUAGGUUGUUUGAGCCUCGUGGAGAUCUAAAAUCUCUCCUUCUACCGAGAAAAAUCCAUCGAUGAACAUGACCGAGAAAAAUCCAUCGAUGAAACGGGCCUUAUCUAAUCCAACUAAUACGCGAUGUGAAUCGCACGUCAUCGAUAUGUCGCUUCCGAGUGCAAUUGAGAUCCUCUUUGGUUUCAAUUUGUAGAGGUGAGCAUGGGUUUGAUGGUGUCUGUUUACUAGGCCUAGCAAUAUCCAUGUUCAAGGAAGAAAUGUGUAUGCUGAUGGUUUAGCCAUUGUUCAAUCUGUUUUCAAUUCAGGGAAGAAUCCUUCUAUGUUUGUAUCUGAUAAAUUAUAUUAUGUACGAAAUAACCGUUGUUCUCUAAAUGCUAAAGUCGGUAGUUGUGAGCAAAUGAUGUCCUUUAAUAGGAUAUGUAAACUUCUUCAGGUGCUCCAGCGUUGUUCAGUAUAGUUUUCGCUUUACAAUUCUGUUGUUUAAAA